This is a messenger RNA of Mustela erminea (ermine), 1607 nucleotides long. It is a transcript of the gene HMGB3, whose product is annotated as high mobility group box 3. The record is from RefSeq and is a predicted model, not a curated record. Gene Ontology annotation, molecular function: DNA binding, bending. The transcript has 5 exons. Gene Ontology annotation, biological process: regulation of transcription by RNA polymerase II. Bases 129 to 734 code for a protein of 201 amino acids. Gene Ontology annotation, cellular component: nucleus. NCBI's taxonomy places the organism in Eukaryota, Metazoa, Chordata, Mammalia, Carnivora, Mustelidae.
UUUCCGGCCCGCGCCGCCGCGAGCGCGCCCCGCUGCCGCCUCCCCCUGCCUGUCGUCCCUGCGCCCUUCCCGCUCCUCCUUCUUCCCUCUUGCUAGGUGGCCGGGAAGGAAGAAGCAAUUCAGUCAGGAUGGCUAAAGGUGAUCCCAAGAAACCAAAGGGCAAGAUGUCUGCUUAUGCCUUCUUCGUGCAGACAUGCAGAGAGGAACACAAGAAGAAAAACCCAGAAGUCCCUGUCAAUUUUGCAGAAUUUUCUAAGAAGUGCUCUGAGAGGUGGAAGACUAUGUCUGGGAAGGAGAAAUCUAAAUUCGAUGAAAUGGCAAAGGCAGACAAAGUGCGUUAUGACCGGGAAAUGAAGGAUUAUGGACCAGCUAAGGGAGGCAAGAAGAAGAAGGACCCUAAUGCCCCCAAAAGGCCACCGUCUGGAUUCUUCCUGUUCUGUUCAGAAUUCCGCCCCAAGAUCAAAUCUACAAACCCUGGUAUCUCCAUCGGAGAUGUGGCAAAGAAGCUGGGUGAGAUGUGGAAUAACUUAAGUGAUGGUGAGAAGCAACCUUACAACAAUAAGGCAGCGAAGCUGAAGGAGAAGUACGAGAAGGAUGUCGCCGACUAUAAGUCUAAAGGAAAGUUUGAUGGCGCGAAGGGUCCCGCCAAAGUUGCCCGGAAAAAGGUGGAAGAAGAUGAUGAAGACGACGAGGAGGAGGAAGAGGAGGAGGAGGAGGAGGAGGAGGAUGAAUAAAAGAAACUGUUGAUCUGUCUCCUUGUGAAUACCUUAGAGUAGGGAGCGCCGUCAUUGACAUUGACACCCCUCUUAUUGGAGGCGUGUCUGUUGCCCUCGUUAGGUUUAAUCACACAAUUGGGUCAUGGUCAUAUUGUAGUUUCUCAAAGUGCUCUAGAAAUUGUCAGUGGUUUACAUGAAGUGGCCAUGGGUGUCCAGAGCACCCUGAAACUGUAUCAAAGUUGUACAUAUUUCCAAACAUUUUUAAAAUGAAAAGGCUCUCGUGUUCUCCUCACUCUGUGCACUUUGCUGUUGGUGUGACAAGGCAUUUAAAGAUGUUCCUGGCAUUUUCUUUUUUUGAUUUGUAAGGUGGUGUUAACUAUAUGGUUAUUGGCUAGAAAUCCUGAGUUAUCAACUGUACAUAUCUAUAGUUUGUAAAAAAGAACAAAACAACCGAGACAAACUCUUGAUGCUCCUUGCUUGGCGUUGAGGCUGUGGGGAAGAUGCCUUUUGGAGGGGCUGUAGCUCAGGGCGUGCACUGUGAGGCUGGACCUGUGGACACUGCAGUGGGCAUCCAUUUAGCUUCAGGUUGUCUUGUUUCUGUAUAUAGUGACCUAGCAUUCUGCUGCCAUUCGUAGCUGUGGAGAAGGGGGGGGUCAGCUGGCAUGAGAAGUGUUUGGAUCCUUUUUAGUUAAGUGCGGUAGUUUUAAACUGUUUGUUUUGAAACAAACUGUGGAACUCUUCAUUGUCAGCAAAGCGAAAGAGCCACUGCAUCAAUGAAAGUUCAAGAACCUUCUGUACUAAACACGAUUUGCAACGUUCUGUUAUUUUUUUUGUAUGUUUAGAAUGCUGAAAUGUUUUUGAAGUUAAAUAAACAGUAUUACAUUUUUAAAA